This is a messenger RNA of Lactuca sativa (garden lettuce), 1953 nucleotides long. RefSeq lists its product as uncharacterized. Gene Ontology annotation, biological process: negative regulation of flower development; negative regulation of DNA-templated transcription; shoot system development. NCBI's taxonomy places the organism in Eukaryota, Viridiplantae, Streptophyta, Magnoliopsida, Asterales, Asteraceae. The record is from RefSeq and is a predicted model, not a curated record.
UUGUUCGAGGAGGGAAACAUUAGUCGGUGAAAAAUGGACGUUAAUUUGUGAGUUCUUCGUUUCUACAUUUCAAGCAAAUCCUCUAUCUCUCUUACUAAGUAGUUUAGGGUUUCUCUCUCUCUCUCUCUCUCUCUCUCUCCACAUUUACACAAUUUCCUCUUACCCAUCAUCAAAUCUCGUCCACAAGAUUCCAUAAUCUGAAAAGAUUUCGAAUGCAAAUAUGAAAACACUUCAAGGGUUUUGUAUUACUUUUGAUUCUUCACAAAACCCUUCCACAGAUUCAACCAAAAUCGAACACAUGAGGGUUUUCAAGUUUCUAGUGAUUGAGGAAAAUCCAUGUCGAUUAACAUGCUUCCGAGGGGAUUCGUUUUCAACAACGAAUCAAAUUGCCAAACAAGUGGAUUCAAGAAGUUCCGCAUUCGGGAGUAUGUUGCUGCUGUUCGUGAAAGAGAUCCCAGAACAUGUUGGCCCUUUGGAUCAGUUUGUGAGUUCAAGGAUCUCAAUACUCAAGACGUGGCUCCUAAAACAUUACCCUUGAGUAAUCUAAAAAUUACAGAAGAUACUAAUGCUUCUAAAUUACCCAAAGUUCAAAGUUCCAAGGGUAAAGAGGUUGUUGAAUUUGAAGCUCCAACAGCAUUUGAAGUCGAAGUUUCCAAAAACAAUGAGGCUGGAUCUGAAACUGUUACAGCAUUUGAACUUGAAUGGACCAAGGAAAACAACACUGAAUCUGAAAUUGCAACUGCUAUGACAUUACUAGAGAUUUCUAAGGGAAACAAGACUCAGUUGGAGACUUCUACAGAAUUUGAACUUGAAAUACCCAAGGAAAAGAUGACUCAAUCUGAAAAUGCUUCAGCAUUUGAACUUGAAUGGACUAAGGGAAUCGAGACUGGCUAUGAAUCCGAAACUGCUACGGAGAUUAUUACGUCUAAAGAGCUUAAUAAUGGUAUGGAUGAAGAUAUGAGUGAUGGAGGCACAGAAUUGGUGAAUUUAUCUGAAUCUGAAAAUGAAGAAAUUGUGAAAGAAUAUGGAGGCAGUAAUACUGAAAUUGUGGUGAUUAGUGAUGAUGAUGAUGAUGAUGAUGCUAAUUUAGGAAAGACUUCAAAGCCAACCAAAAAAAGAAAAUGUCGUGGCAUGUCUGAAUUAAUGAGGGAUCCCGUGGGCCCGGAUAUCGAAUCCACUCUACAUUUGUCUGAUUCGGUUGAUGAAUAUACUGAUGAGUCUGAUGAAGAUUUCACCAUCGAUGAUUAUGAUGACAAAGAUGACUCCGAUGAUGAUGAAACUGAGUGGAUGUUACUCAAAAAACAAAAGGCUGUUAAAAUUACUUCUAGAAGCAACCGUUCACGAAACUACAAGAAGAAGAAGACAUGUGCACCCAAACCCAAACCCAAACCAUCGAACCGUGGACCCAAGGGUAGGACCAAGCGUGCUAAGCUACACCCACACCCACAACCACAUAACAACUUUGCUGCCCGAAAGCUAGCUGUUGCGAUUGAAGCUGAGGUGGCACUGGCGGCUAAUCAGAAAAGGUCUGGUUUGUAUGACAUGCGAGGUGGGACCGGGCAGACUGUUGUGGGUCAGCCCGUGGCAGGAGUUGGUGGGUUGAAGGAUCCGGGUCCGGUGGUUACGGGUACACCAGGUAAGCAGUGGACCCUGGUGUGUUUAUUGAACAGGAACCCAGCUGAUUUUACCAUAAUCGGUCCUGGGAAUAAGUACAUGACAUGGUUCUGACUUGUGAGUUGAGUUGAAAACUUUUUUUUAUAUAUAUGAAGUAGUAUGUAUGCAUAUCAUCAGAUGGAAACUAGACUUUGUGACUCAGAUCUGAUGGUUUCUUAGGGUCAAACUAAACUUUAGUCGUGUGUUUGGAUUUAUGGUCUAUGUGGGGUCAUGUGGAUGUUUGAUCCUCUUUUUUAUGUGUGUUUUUUUUUUGGUAAAUCUAUCAUCAAACUUGUCAUA